This is a messenger RNA of Cinara cedri, 366 nucleotides long. The record is from the annotation of a GenBank genome assembly. NCBI's taxonomy places the organism in Eukaryota, Metazoa, Arthropoda, Insecta, Hemiptera, Aphididae.
AUGUGGAAUUUUUUCCACUGUUUCGGUACCAUUGACGGCAAACACGUAGUAAUUCAAAAUCCAGAAAAUACGAUUAGUGAGUUUCACAACUACAAAGGAACUGAUAGUAUUGUUUUAUUAGGAAUAGCCGAUGCUAACUAUCGUUUCUUGUAUGUUAAAGUUGGAUGCCAAGGCCGAAUUUCAGAUGGAGGUGUUUUCAAAAAUACUUCAUUCUAUGAGAAAUUUGAAAAAAAUGAACUUAAUUUGCCAGAAAAUGAACCACUGCCUGGCUGUACGUUAUCACUUCAUUAUGUUUUAGUGUCUGAUGAUGCAUUCCCAUUAACUGAACAUAUAAUGAAACCAUACAAUACAGAUUUAAACAAAUGA